AUGUAUGCAGAAAGUUUAUCUUUUGAUCCUACUUCUCACCAAGAUGAAGGGAUAGAAGAAAAGGGUUUGCUUCAAAAUCAUUCAACAACUUGUGCUACUAACUUUUCCAUGGGAGUAGAACUACAGCAGCAGCAGCAGCUGAAUCUUGAAAUGGUAAAGUUUCAUUCUACACUAAAUACCAAUAUUGUCCCAACUGAAAAUAACUUGAUUCAGGAAUUUGAGCAUGAGCAUAAUAAUAACACAGUGUUAUCUUAUGGUCAAGCAAAUUGGGAAGAAAUGGGUUUUAAUCCUUAUAACCAUCAACAAGGCCAUGAACAGCACCAAAUUAGUAAUUUCCCCAUUUCAACAUUGAUCACUAAUAAUCCAUCAAAUACAUCACUAGGUUAUUGGGUGGGUUUUCCAAGAACAGAAUUAGCCUCAACUUCAACUAAUCUUUUUUAUGAUCCACAACUGAAUAUGCCUGUGAAUCUCUGUACCCCACAACCUACUUUGUUCAAAGAGUUGUUUCAGCUUUCUCCACAUGGCUCCUAUGGCUUAGGAAGCUCAGGGACUGGCUCUUUUUUUAGUCAUGGAGUUGCUGAGGAAGAGGUAACUGGUGCUUUAUACCAUGAUGCUGGGAGUUUUGAUAUCAAUUCUGCAGCUAAAAAGAAGGAAGGUAAGGAUAUUAAGCAUCAUACCAGUGAGAAACAAAGGAGAGUUCAUUUCAGUGACAAGUUCCAAGCAUUGAGAGCUUUGAUCCCAAAUCCCUCAAAGAAUGAUAGAGCAACAAUUAUUGCGGAUGCUAUUGGCUACAUCGAUAUGCUGAAAUCAAAAGUAAAUGAGCUAAAGAAUGAAGUAGAAAAGAAAGAGAGGGUGAAAAGGCAAAGAACAGAAGAUGAUGGUUCAUGUGGUUUCAAUACUGUAAUGGCCGAAGCUGCUGAGAAUAAUGUGAACAUAAGGAGUUCAUGGCUUCAAAAGAAAUCAAAGAACACUGAAGUUGAUGUUAGAAUUAUGGAUGAUGAAGUGACUGUUAAACUUGUCCAACAUCAUAAGAGAAUGAAUUGUCUUCUCUUUGUUUCAAAAGCUUUUGAUGAGUUUCAGCUGGAUCUUCAUCAUGUUUCUGGAGGAUUGAUUGGUGAUCACUAUAGCUACCUUUUCAACUCCAAGAUUUGUGAAGGUUCAACAGUGUAUGCAAGUGCAAUAGCUAACAAGGUUAUUGAAGUUUUGGACAAGGAAUAUUCAGCCAUUGUACCAAGUUGUAACCAUUAA
Molecule: messenger RNA, 1248 nt
Organism: Nicotiana attenuata
Lineage: Eukaryota; Viridiplantae; Streptophyta; Magnoliopsida; Solanales; Solanaceae
Product: transcription factor bHLH91-like
Exons: 3
Coding region: 1-1248 (415 amino acids)
Biological process (GO): anther wall tapetum development; regulation of DNA-templated transcription
Molecular function (GO): protein dimerization activity
Source: RefSeq, a predicted model, not a curated record